This is a messenger RNA of Capsicum annuum, 807 nucleotides long. RefSeq names its product probable leucine-rich repeat receptor-like protein kinase At1g35710. The transcript is spliced from 4 exons. Bases 1 to 807 code for a protein of 268 amino acids. The record is from RefSeq and is a predicted model, not a curated record. Gene Ontology annotation, molecular function: protein binding. Lineage: Eukaryota; Viridiplantae; Streptophyta; Magnoliopsida; Solanales; Solanaceae.
AUGGCUCUUGAAGGCAGGAUUCCCCGGGAAUUUGGAAACCUCACGUUUCUCGUUUCUCUCGACUUGGGAAGCAACAAUUUCCAUGGAAAUUUGCCUCAAGAAAUGGCAUACUUGCGUCGGCUUAAGUUUCUUAUGUUAAGUGUCAACAACUUCAGCGGAAAGUCAUUGCAUUUACAAGCAAUAGUUUAUCACGAUAUCUUCCCAACGGUCUAUGCUAUGGUCUACCAAUACUCAAAGGGCUUCAUCUAUCCAAAAACAAGCUUCGCGGUCAUAUGCCUACGAGCUUAUCAAAUUGUUCACAAACUUCAAAUUUUGUCUUUAUCGGAAAAUGAGUUUGAUGGACCAAUACAAAGUGAAAUUGGAAGAUUGAGUAACUUGCAGAUAUUAGUUAUCGGAGCUAACCAUUUCACUGGGAUAAUUCCACAAGAAAUUGGAAAUAUUGUUAAUUUCGUAGAGUUAGCCAUGGAGAAAAACCAGAUUACCAGCUCUGUCCCGAUCUCCAUAUUCAAUAUCUCAUCGCUGCAAAUUUUGUCACUGCCGAGGAACGAUCUUAGUGGAUUCUUAUCACGAGAGAUUGGCAACUUAACCAAGAUGCAAAUUUUAUAUCUUGACGAAAAUAGGUUUACUGUCUCCAUAGGGAACUUUUCAACAUCUCUUAUAAAAUCUUACGCCAACGGUUGCAAGAUAAAAGGGAGAAUUCCAAAUGAUUUUGGGAACUUAAGUAGCUUAUUAGACCUUGAUCUUUCUGCAAAAAACAUGGCUGGAUCGAUUCCAACAAUAAUUGGCAACUUGAGAAACCUUCUAUAA